CUCAACUUUACCAAUUUCAUAAGAAAAGUCAAUUUCCCUUUUCGUGUCCUCAAAGCUCCUUCCUUCUCUUCCUCUAUCGUCAUCCCUCGCCGUCCAGCCCACCAAUCCGCCGUAAAUCGAAACCAUUCCGUCAAAUUCCACCCAACUUUGCCUCCGUUCCCCUCUGUUUCGACCCUCACUCUCGCUCCAAAUCUAGUCAGGCUCUUAUCAUAAAGAAAAAAACCAUUUAUGAACUCGAUAAAGAAGAACCCAUAAAGCAUCUCAUUUGAUGCUAUUGCUGGAAGACGACUGGAGAAGAAUGGAAAAGUCGCCUGGCAAAAGAAAUAAUAAGAAGGAGAGAAAGAUUAUCAAUCCAGUUCUACAACAACGCUUUUCGAUUUCAUGGAAUCGGGCAUGAAACGGGAAAGCAAAGGAGGCCAUGCAAUCAUUGACUCCCAGAACCCUCAUCUUCCACGCUUAAGCUCUGAGUCCUUCCUCAUGAUCCAUCCCCACAUCUUCCACCUCGCAUCCUCUCUUGUUCUCACUUCAGCUUCCCUUGAUUUUCUCAUUGUUGCUUCUCAUCCGUUUGAGGAGAGGAACUGGUUCAAAACCAUGUUUUACGUGGAACAAACCAAGUACAUGAAAGGAACAAGCCUACAAAGAUUAUAUGUCUGGGAGAUUUUCCUUUUAUUUCAAGAAUGGGUUUGGAGCAAAGCAGCAGCUUAUUGCUAUCAUUGAUUAUGUGCUGCUAGCUUUGGGUUGUCAGGUAAGAGUCAAUAAAUUUAAAAUGUGUAACAACUUGUUCUAGUUUGUUGGAGUCCGUAGUUAGUGUCUGCGUUAGUGGGCUUAGAUGCAGCUGAGAUUAGAGAAGUCAGUUAAAAAUAUGUAGAUGUGCAGUUUGUACUUAUGUUGGUUUUCAGUGUUCAAUAAAAAUUAAGGUUUUUGCUCUGCUAAUCAUGUAUUAAGCUUGACCUCUGUAUGCUUUCCUUUAUAUUUAUGUUGCAAUGUUUUCUUUGUUGGAAGGAUUCAAAGUAUGUCAUCUACUGGCAUCAGGUUUGGUUUUGUGUUGUGAUUUUUUUUUUUUGUGUCUAUCUCUAUCUUGCUUUCGUACUUUUUUGGUGUUCCUCUGUGUUUGGUUCUAUGAAUGCACGAUCUGCAUAUUCUACUCCAUCACUCCAUAUUGUCACUCAAGGCGACAUCUCUUACUUCUGAAGUGAUUCUGUGAGAGCAGUUUAUGUGGGAGCAGCAGUCGAUGCCCUCCCCAACAGUUCAACUCCAUCUUUGACACAAGCCACUCUUGUGAGACUGAUCAGCGAUGGAAGCACGACAAACUAGGAAGAAAUUAUUGGUUCUAGAUAUGUCAAUAAAGGUGUUGUAUAGCCUUUUUGGGUGUUGUGGGAGUUUCUUCAGGGAAUUAGGAUCAUCAGUGAUGUCGAUCUUGCCUUGCUGACCUUUUUAACUCCCAGUUUAUUUGCUUCUUUAAUUAGAUGAAUCACUGCAAUUAUCAGUAAGAGCAACAUGAUGUAAUUCUUUAUUAGAGCAUUAACCUAUAAGCAGGUUAACUAUGAUUAAUGUUGGUAAGUUGCAAAUUAUGUUGUUUUACCUACACUUUGAUUGCAGCUUUUCGUUUUUGGAAUGAAAUUUCAUGAUUCUC
Messenger RNA from Linum trigynum, 1633 nucleotides. Lineage: Eukaryota; Viridiplantae; Streptophyta; Magnoliopsida; Malpighiales; Linaceae. The record is from the annotation of a GenBank genome assembly.